AUGAUGAGUGAAGAUAGUGGCAACAACAGUGACAACAGAGGUGGUGACACUGACGGUAAUGACAAUAAUGACAGUGGCCUGGUUGCGUCGGCAACAGUAAUGGUUAUUGCUACUCGGGAAGUGCUUUUGGAUUGGGCUAAGAAUGUAGGAAAGCAACUAGGCUUUGUGAUCAUUAUUAGAAGGUCUGAUUGUGGGAGCAAGGGUCGUGGGAGUAAAGGCAGACAGUUGGCUAUUUUGGUGUGCGAGAUGAGCGGCAAGUACAAACCGUACAAGCCUGUGUUGGUGCGGAAGGGGACAGGAACCAAGGAAGUACGUGGCGACCAAAACCAUGAGCCAGUCGAGACUCUGGUUGGCCAUGCCUAUGCCCGUCGCCUUACAAGUCAAGAAAAUGAUAUGGUUGGUAAAAUAGUUGACAAUAGAGUGAAGCCAGAUAACAUGUUGCUGGCAUUGAAGGACCCUCAGAAUCUGACUACCAUAAGGCAAGUGUACAAUGAGCGGAUGACACACAUUAGGGCCAAGAGGGGACAAUUGCCAGAGAUGCAGUACUUGAUGAGGUUGUUGGAGGAAGACAGUUACAGCCACAUUCCCUACAACAGCUCACUUGCUAUGCCAAUUCCAUAUUGCUAA
Messenger RNA from Lotus japonicus, 627 nucleotides. RefSeq lists its product as uncharacterized. NCBI's taxonomy places the organism in Eukaryota, Viridiplantae, Streptophyta, Magnoliopsida, Fabales, Fabaceae. The coding region runs from base 1 to 627 and encodes 208 amino acids. The record is from RefSeq and is a predicted model, not a curated record. The transcript has 4 exons.